Molecule: messenger RNA, 1789 nt
Organism: Frieseomelitta varia
Lineage: Eukaryota; Metazoa; Arthropoda; Insecta; Hymenoptera; Apidae
Product: E3 ubiquitin-protein ligase RNF8-like
Exons: 4
Coding region: 213-1655 (480 amino acids)
Molecular function (GO): protein binding
Source: RefSeq, a predicted model, not a curated record
UAGUCAAAAUUUACCGCGAGAUGUCGUUUGCACGUGUACAGUUUGUGUACAGUUCAUUUUUGUGUUUACAAGAAAUUCAAUCAAAAAUUUUGAAUCCAUUUUUCUACGCUUAUAAUAAACAAUUUAAAAAAAGCAAAUAUAAUUAAAAAAGAAUAUUUAUUAUUCCAUGCUUCUUGGUAAUUUGUCCUUUUGUGAAAGAGUAACUAUGAACAAUGGAAGGUUCGAAAGUAGAAAAAAGAGUAAUAUUGGACGAUUCAGAUGAAGGAUUACUUCAACCUACUUUAGUGAGAAUUAAUAAACAGAGUUGUGCUCCUCCUAAUAUUCAUAUUGAUAAAAAUGAGUUUAGAAUAGGUCGUGCAAGAGAUAACGAUGAAAUUAUUUUGGAUGCAAUAAUAUCUCGAAAGCAUUGUAUUAUAAGACACGAAGGAAAUAAAGAAUGGAUGAUUAAGGACAUAAGUUCUUCUGCUACAUUUGUUAACGAUGUUCCUCUAAUUUUUGGUGAAAGUCGAAAACUCAAUAACGGAGAUAUUGUACAAUUUAGCACAUCUGAAGAAUUUAAAUAUCUGUUUAUUAUUGGUACUGACGAUGAGCAUAAAAUUAAAAAGCUUAAAUUAGAUGAACAAGUGUUGGACAAUGUUCUUAUAGAGCAAAAGACAUUUGCAGAAAGUCAAGAAUGUCAAAAGAAAAUUCUUAAAGACAAAUUACAAAUAAAACAAAAGGAACAAGAUAAUUUAAAGCAACAAUUAGAGCAGCUUUUAAAGCAACAAGAUAUUACAAAAGAAGAUACUGAAGAUCUGAAAAGACAAAUUACAGUGUUGGAGAAGAAAAUAGAACAUGGCGAUGUUCAAGAGCAAUAUAUAAAACAUAUGUAUGCUGAAUUGUUAGAGAAAUUGGAGAACGAACGGAUUGAAUUUGAAAGAAAAUUGAAUGAAGAAAAACAAAAAUGGCAAGAGGCAUUAAAUGUAAGUAAACUCGAAAAAGAAAUGUUGGAAAUGAAAAUGAAAGAGCAAAUGAAAAAAUGGAGAGAAGAGCAACAAGCAGAAUGGAAAAAUGUGAUGGAGAAUAAAGUUAAGGAAGAAAAAAGUAUACAAGCUCAAUUAGUAAAUGAAAAGAUACUUUUAGAGGAAAAAUUAAAAGAAACAGAAAGGGCUUUAAAAGAACAAGAAGCAAAAGGAACAGUACAGAAUAAUGUUGCAGGGACUUCCGAAAAUUCUAGUGAUAGUUGUAUAUUUAUAGAAAUUGUAAAUGAUCCUUCACAUUAUCAAAUUAUAGACAAAAUAGAUAUAACAGAUGCUACUCAACCUAUCAUAGACACGGAAAAAAAAGAAAGUGUACUUAAAAAAGUUAAUGAUAUAAUGGAUGAACAAUUAACUUGUAGUAUAUGUUCAGAAUUAUUUGUGAAAGCGACAACAUUAAAUUGUAUGCACACAUUUUGUAAUCAUUGUAUACAUUUAUGGAACAAAAAGAAAAAGGAAUGUCCAAUAUGUAGAACACCGAUAUCAACAAUGAAUAGACCAUUAGCUCUAGAUAAUUUUAUUGAAAGUAUGAUAGAAAAUUUAUCUAUUAAGUUUAAAGAAAGGAGAAAAGAAAUUAUAAAAGAAAGACAAGCAAAGGAGUGCAAGAGAAAAAGCCGUUGUAAAAUUACGAGGAAAUAAUACAAUUUAAUUUGAUAUAUUAUGAUAUUAAUAAUAUUAUAUUAAGAUAUGUUAUUUUAGUAACUUUCGCUGAAGAGUUAGCUCUUAAUUAAGUAAAAAUAAGGCGCAUCAGUGAAACUGUGUAAAAAGAAAUG